Molecule: messenger RNA, 2547 nt
Organism: Austrofundulus limnaeus
Lineage: Eukaryota; Metazoa; Chordata; Actinopteri; Cyprinodontiformes; Rivulidae
Gene: hmga1a
Product: high mobility group AT-hook 1a
Exons: 6
Coding region: 270-572 (100 amino acids)
Biological process (GO): regulation of DNA-templated transcription
Cellular component (GO): chromatin; nucleus
Molecular function (GO): DNA binding; transcription coregulator activity
Source: RefSeq, a predicted model, not a curated record
GGCGCCUUUUUUUCCUUUAUCUGCACGAGACAAGACGCACGUGCUCUGUAUUGGACUCUAUUAAACUUCUCAUCCUGCUGGUGCAGGAGCUCGGGUUUUUAAAUGGGCGGGCUGUGUGUUUCUGUCUGACGAAUAAAAGCUGUAGCCUGUAGAUCGGCUUUUUAACCGGGUCCAAAGCGAAGCAGCCAGGCUUUAAAGGAACCGAAUCCGCUCCAAUUUAGGACGGAGGCGAUAAAGCAGUGACAAAGGUUGGGAAAAGCUAAGCGAACAUGAGCGAUAAAAAGGGGACAGUCUCACCAAAAGAGAAGGAGGCGACAGAGAAGAGAGGGCGUGGAAGACCCCGUAAGCAGGCCCAGGUAAAAACCUCUGACGAUCCAAGUGGGUCUCCAUCUCCAAAGAGACCCAGAGGACGACCAAAGGGCAGCAAAAACAAAACAACCGGCAAGGCCAAGAAAACAUCAGGAACCCCGUCUGCAGGGGGGAAACGUAGGGGAAGACCUAAGAAGGAGGAGAAGGAAGAAAAGGCAUCCCAAGAAUCAUCUGAGGAGGAAGAGGAGGAGGAGGACCAGUAAUUCAACACAUGCUACCUCACUCAACAUACUGACUUACUGUUAAUCAGAACUGGGCUGUUUUCUCCAACACCAGUGCCACCACAUGACCACUGUUCACAACAAAAGCCCCUCUUUUUUUUGCCAAAGGCGGGUUUAACACAGUUCAUAUAUCAUGCAGCAGCACUGGAUUUCUAAAACGAAAAAGAUGGACUUUCUCGAGCAUUAGAUUUUGAGACAUACGUGACAGUUUAAGUCCUUCUGUGUGUCAUGUAAUCACAAAUUCUUUGUUCUACUGGAUAAAGUGUGCUCCGAGGAGCCUAGAUGUCAGUUUUUUUUCCUACCCUAAAUAACGCUUUGUAGGACAUUUUCUCUGUUCAGUGGUAUUUGUUGCAUCGGUCACAGUAGAGCAUUCUUCUCCUUCUUUUCUUUUUUUUACUGGACAAAGGUGAAUUUUACCUUUAUGCUGUUAGAUUUUUAUUUUUUGCGGGGUGAAGUGGUUAAUCUAUCCUUUGCAUUGUAAUAUAGAUGGAGAAGAGCUCCAGCAUUUAGUAUGAGAAUAGGUUACUGACGGUAGAGUUGUCUGUUUCAUGCCGCUCUCCUUUUUCAGCUGGAGCGUCUUGACCACCCUUUUUUUUUUUUUCUCGUGUUGGACAGUUUAAAUUUUAGCAACGCUUCUCAAACAUUCUCAGUCCUUUGCAUGUAGUGGGGAGAUGUAAAGUUUGUUAGAAUAAUCUGGUCCGGAUUUUUUUUUUAUUUUUUUUAGUUUUUUUUUUUAGUUUUUUUUGUUCUGGAUUAAAUACCAUUUUUUUUUUUACAAAACAGAAUCCAUGUGUUUCUUUUUAUGUUAGAAUCUUUGUUUUUUAAAGAUAGCGUUGGCAGAAUUUUAGGCUGAAAGUAAUCAGUGUCGUUUCUUCAGGGAGCUUUUACAAAUACUGUUAAACUGGCGUCUUCACUUAAGCGCUCGCUCAAUCAUUCACAAAACUAACUGCAAUUGGUCAAACAAUGAGUUUGAUUGUAAUAGUGGAUAGUUGGUGGCACUACUAUCCAACAGGGCUGUACAUUUUUCAUUCCAUCUAGCUUUCAAUGCUUUCCCUAGCGCAUUUUUUUUCCUUUAAUUUUUGUCCUCAGUACCAGUAAUGUUAUCCUAGGUUUGUCACGCCAUCUACGACGAUGAAACUAAAAGGUUUUCAUUGUCAGGAAACCCAUGUUCAGUCCACUUAACUGUUUUUAUUUAGUUGUUUUUGUUAUUUUCUCCAUAUACGGAAGCUGCUACAACCUCAGUUACAAAACCCGGAAACUGCAAACAGGCAGGACAAAAGCCUGACCUUUCAUACCUCGCUUGAACAGGUGAUUUUUACCAUGCAAUUGCAUUAAACUGGUUUUAUGUUUUUUAUCGCCACAUCUGGCAUAAAGGUUUGUAUUUUUUUUUUUAUUAGUUGACUGUAACACAUAUCUAAGGUGUUCAGUGUAAAAUGUGUGCAUAAAUGUCUUUGCUCGUUCACAGCCGGAGCUUGCAGACAGGUUGUUUUUAAGAUGUGUGAAGUAAGUCAGGGAGACCUGUCAGCGUGACAACCGUGUUCACGGACUGUGGUAGAUUAGCAAGUGUGUUUUGUUUUUGUUUUUUUCUUUUUCCGCUUUUUUUUUUUUUCGAUCUGGUGCACUGAAAAGUUUUGGUUUUAAAUUUUUUUUCAUGGACAAAUGUGCUUUUAUGUAGACCCUGCGCUCUCUUCACUGUUCUGUUUGGCCGUUGUGCGUUUCUCAUCGUCACACAGCCGUUCUUUUAUCAUCCAGGUCAUUUCACGUCUUAUUCAACCUCUUCCACUGACCCGACAACUUCAGAACAUCAUUUGAUUUGUAUACUGUAAGCUCGAUAAGAUGGGAUCAUUUCUUUUUAAUGUACAUCUAUAUAAAUGUACAAUGUCUAUAUUUCUAUGGUGCCCUACAAUUUGUAUCAGAAAUGGUCAAUAAAAAGAACUUUUCUUUGUCUUUUGUCAUA